This is a messenger RNA of Hippocampus comes (tiger tail seahorse), 705 nucleotides long. Its product is annotated as son of sevenless homolog 2-like. Gene Ontology annotation, cellular component: plasma membrane. Lineage: Eukaryota; Metazoa; Chordata; Actinopteri; Syngnathiformes; Syngnathidae. Bases 31 to 690 code for a protein of 219 amino acids. The transcript is spliced from 3 exons. The record is from RefSeq and is a predicted model, not a curated record. Gene Ontology annotation, molecular function: guanyl-nucleotide exchange factor activity. Gene Ontology annotation, biological process: Ras protein signal transduction.
AUUCCUCUGCUUUUGACCACAGGCAAGUCCAUGCGGAAGUGGGUGGAGUCCAUCAACAAGAUCAUCCGCCGCAAGCUGCAGACGCAGUCAAACGGCGUGAGCCACAACAUCACCUUCGAGAGCCCGCCCCCGCCCAUCGAGUGGCACAUCUGCCGCACCGGCCAGGUGGACUCCUUCGAUCUCAUGACCCUGCACCCCAUCGAGAUCGCCCGGCAGCUGACCCUGCUGGAGUCCGAGCUCUACAGAGCCGUGCGGCCGUCCGAGCUGGUGGGAAGCGUGUGGACCAAAGAGGACAAAGAGAAGAACUCGCCCAACUUGCUCCGAAUGAUCCGACACACCACCAACCUCACGCUGUGGUUUGAGAAGUGCAUCGUGGAGACCAUGAACCUGGAGGAGCGCGUGGCGGUGUGGACGCGCGUCAUCGAGAUUCUGCAGGUCUUUCAGGAGCUCAACAACUUCAACGGCGUGCUGGAGGUGGUCAGCGCCAUCAACUCUGUGCCCGUCUACCGCCUGGACCACACCUACGAGGUCAGCAAGACCGUCGACGCAUGCCGGAUUUGCUCAAAAAGCUUAUUUCCAGAAAUGCUCGACCCUCCUCGAAUUGAGUUUGACCAAAUUUCCUCAAAUAACUAUUUUCAGAUCAUUAUUUCACCUAAGCACUUAUUCUGGUCCAGUGUAGGACUUGAAUGAGUUCAAGCGACAAAA